Messenger RNA from Schistocerca nitens (vagrant locust), 528 nucleotides. Its product is annotated as keratin, type I cytoskeletal 9-like. The transcript has 2 exons. NCBI's taxonomy places the organism in Eukaryota, Metazoa, Arthropoda, Insecta, Orthoptera, Acrididae. The record is from RefSeq and is a predicted model, not a curated record. The coding region runs from base 1 to 528 and encodes 175 amino acids.
AUGGCAAGGGGCGGGGCGUCUGACGAGGGGGGCGGGGCGUCUGACGAGGGGGGCGGGGCGUCUGACGAGGGGGGCGGGGCGUCUGACGAGGGGGGCGGGGCGUCUGACGAGGGGGGCGGGGCGUCUGACGAGGGGGGCGGGGCGUCUGACGAGGGGGGCGGGGCGUCUGACGAGGGGGGCGGGGCGUCUGACGAGGGGGGCGGGGCGUCUGACGAGGGGGGCGGGGCGUCUGACGAGGGGGGCGGGGCGUCUGACGAGGGGGGCGGGGCGUCUGACGAGGGGGGCGGGGCGUCUGACGAGGGGGGCGGGGCGUCUGACGAGGGGGGCGGGGCGUCUGACGAGGGGGGCGGGGCGUCUGACGAGGGGGGCGGGGCGUCUGACGAGGGGGUCGGGGCGUCUGACGAGGGGGUCGGGGCGUCUGACGAGGGGGUCGGGGCGUCUGACGAGGGGGGCGGGGCGUCUGACGAGGGGGGCGGGGCGUCUGACGAGGGGGGCGGGGCGUCUGACGAGGGGGGGCGGGGCGUCUGA